AUGCAUAAGCACCAGCAUUUGUUACCGAUUUUUGUUGCUCUUUGUGCAGCUUUUGCCUUGAUAGAUGAAGUUGAUGGCGAGUAUUUGAUUGGAGUCGGAAGCUACGAUAUGACGGGUCCUGCCGCUGGGGUUAACAUGAUGGGCUACGCUAACAUAGAUCAGAAUACGGCCGGAAUCCAUUUCCGACUACGAGCGAGAACUUUCAUCGUUGCUGAAAGUUCUCAAGGUGCAAGGUUUGCUUUUGUUAAUCUUGAUGCAGGCAUGGCAUCGCAGCUUGUCACUAUAAAAGUGCUUCAGAGACUCAAAACAAGGUUCGGAGAUUUGUAUACACAAGAAAAUUUGGCGAUCAGUGGCACGCAUACACAUGCUGGGCCUGCUGGUUACUUGCAGUACGUGGUUUACUCUGUUACUUCACUAGGGUUUAUCAACCAAACGUUCGUUGCGAUUGUCACGGCGAUCGAGCAAAGCAUUAUUCAGGCUCACAACAACCUAAAACCUGGCUCAAUCUUGUUGAACACCGGGGAUGUGGAAAAUGCGGGAAUAAAUAGGAGCCCAAGUGCGUACCUGUUCAACCCUCCAGAAGAAAGGGCUAGAUACACCACCAACGUUGAUACAACAAUGACCCUGUUGAAGCUUUUGGAUAGUGCAAGCAAUAGGAGCAUAGGUGCAUUCUCCUGGUUUGCCACGCAUGGAACGUCCAUGAGCCGAGAAAACAGGCUCAUCAGUGGAGACAACAAAGGCGCCGCUGCCAGGUUUUUUGAAGACUGGUUCACUUUUAGCAACAAUUCCCUCUCUACUCGAAACACCAAGUUUUCUACCAUUCAAAACAUCAGCACACUAAGAAACAAAGCUCAAAAGAUCAAGGCCACGGGAGGAAAACCCUGUGGGAAAACAACCAGCCAAGGCUUCAAGGUGAGAAAAAACGAUGGGUCCAGAUUUGUGGGGGCUUUCUGCCAAUCAAAUGUUGGAGAUGUGACCCCAAAUGUGCUAGGAGCAUUUUGCACAGACACUGGCAAGCCUUGUGAUUUCAAUCACUCGUCUUGUAAUGGCAAUGACCAGCUUUGCGUGGGGCGUGGCCCUGGAUACCCAGAUGAAAUAUUGAGCACAAAGAUCAUAGGAGAGAGGCAAUUCGAAAAGGCCAUGGAGCUAUUCAGUUCUGCUACUAAUCCUUUGAGUGGAAAAAUUGAUUACCGCCACGCGUAUAUAAAUUUCACCAGCAUUGAAGUGCAAUUGAAUGAAAGUACCGUGGUAAAGACUUGUCCAGCGGCUGUUGGAGCGGGUUUUGCUGCUGGAACUACAGAUGGGCCCGGAGUGUUCGGUUUUCAACAAGGAGACACCGAGAUAAAUGAGAUGUGGAAACGAUUAAGGGACUUGUUGAAAGAGCCUAGCCAGUAUCAGGUAGAUUGCCAAAAACCCAAGCCCGUUUUGCUUAGCACUGGCGAAAUGUUUGUCCCCUAUGCUUGGGCGCCCGCUAUACUCCCAAUUCAAAUUCUGAGGUUGGGGAAUUUUGUUAUCUUAUCUGUGCCUGGAGAGUUCACGACAAUGGCUGGUCGGCGGCUGAGGGAAGCAGUUAAAGAGACAUUGAUAAAUAACGGGAAUGGAGAAUUUGAUAACGAGACACGUGUUGUAAUGGCAGGGCUCACAAACACUUAUUCUCAGUAUAUAGUAACUUUUGAGGAGUACAAGCAGCAGCGAUACGAGGCUGCUUCAACACUAUAUGGUCCUCAUACAUUAUCAGCUUACAUCCAAGAGUUUAAGAAACUUGCAAAAGCAAUGGCUACUGGAGAACAGCUCGGUGGAACCGGCUUGUCACCUCCGGAUCUUUCCUCUGUUCAACUCAGCCUCUUACAAGAUCCUCUAGGAGACUCACCGCCCCCUGGCAAAAGAUUUGGAGACAUGCAGCAAGAUGUUGCUCAACCAAAAGGCGGAUCAUUCAAGAAGGGAGAUAAACCGAGUGCUACGUUUUGGAGCGCUAAUCCAAGAUAUGACCUGCUGAUAGAAGGCACAUUUGCAGUAGUAGAGAUGCUUCAAGGGGAGAGGUGGGUUCCAGUGUACGACGAUGACGAUUUUUGCUUGUAUUUUAAGUGGAAUGUAACAGUUGAUAACGGUAGUUUGUAUGGUUUAGUAACCAUUGAAUGGGGAGUGCCAGAGGAUGCUGCUUCCGGUGUUUAUCGGCUCAGGCACUUUGGAUCGUCUAAGAAAACGAAGGACUCUCCAAAUGAGUACUUUACAGGCGCAUCCAGUGCAUUCACAGUGUCAUGA
Molecule: messenger RNA, 2262 nt
Organism: Gossypium raimondii (Peruvian cotton)
Lineage: Eukaryota; Viridiplantae; Streptophyta; Magnoliopsida; Malvales; Malvaceae
Product: neutral ceramidase 2
Exons: 9
Coding region: 1-2262 (753 amino acids)
Biological process (GO): long-chain fatty acid biosynthetic process; sphingosine biosynthetic process; ceramide catabolic process
Cellular component (GO): extracellular region
Molecular function (GO): N-acylsphingosine amidohydrolase activity
Source: RefSeq, a predicted model, not a curated record